AUGGCUGAAUGGUAUGCUUCUUGGGAGGGAGUACUGACUCUCCACAAAGAUCAGUUUGUAAAUGGGAAGAAUUCCCGUCAGAAUCUCCUAAGACAGAUCCGCAAUGAAAUUGUCGCAAUUCAUCGUACAAGACAGGAUUCCGAGGAUUUACCAAAGGGAUUGAAAAAGGCUAUCAGGAGGUACUACCUCCAGUUCUUAACGGACACUGAUGAUCGACGUGCUGAGCAAGAGGUCUUGGGUGAUGAGCCGGAGGAAGAACCAUCUGGCGUGUCCCCUGAGGACAGAGAAUUGGCGGCUCGUCCUAAGGACGCAGGGUUCUACAAGAAGGAGCUUAAUGCUUGGGACGUCGCGCAGAAACUCUUCAAGCAGGAGAUGGACGACUACGAUAAGGAGCAGCAACAGAAGAAAGGCGUGCAACAUUCUAUUAAGUAUAGGACUGGACAUGCGAGGGAGUGGUUCAACAACAUGACCUCUGCACAUCAGAAGGAAGUUGAGGAGGCGAGGGACAAGUGGAAUAGGGAAGGUGCCCCAGCAGAAGCACAGGCGAUGUAUCGAAAGAAAAGCCUCAAAAAAGUUCUCGACGAUUUUACAGAACAGAUAAGGCGUUCUAUGGGUUGCCGAGUCGUGAUGUUAGUCAGUCACAAGAAAAAUGCCGAUCAGACUUUAAGUGUCAAGAUUCAUGAGUCUCAGCCUGUCAAUCACAAGAAACCGUUUAGCCUGAGUUCUCGAGGAAGCAAAGAGUGGACGUCCGAAGGUUUUGAAAAAUUUGCCGAGUGGUCGAAGGAAGAAUUCUACCCCACCAAUGAUGAUGAUGACUCGUCCGAUGAAGACAGUAAAGAUGGAAAAGAUGCGAUACCUGAAGUCAUCUUGGACGAGCACGGGUUUGCAAAGCUCCCUUCCCGUAAAGGAGUGGGCCUCAAGGGGCAACAAGAAUUGGUUCGGCAAAUUUUUCAUGCAUCUUACAAAGUCUUCACUGGUAGCAAAAAGCCAGUACCUUGGCUCUCGAUUGCCGGCAACCUUUUGGUGUACCUGGAUCCAGACUCCAUCCCUGAGGGUUUCGUCGUGCAAGACCCGUCUCAUUUGAAGGCGCAGGAAAUAAACCAUCUUUGGGGCCAUUGGGAAGCCAGGAAGGCUUCGAAACAGAAACUGGUUAUUUUUGUCGGGGCCGUGAGUUCCCACAUGAACAAGUCCCUGCUCGUCAAUGCUGUUUAUGUAGGCGAGAAACAAUCUAAAAAGAAGUAUGUACCAGUCGACACUGAUGAUGAAGAGGAGGCUUCAGCUGCGCCUACAUCCACGAAACGUACAAGACAGCUGGCCGAGGCUAAGGCGUCCUCCAAGCCCAAGGCCAGCACAAGGCCCACCAAGAAUUCAAGACCGCAAACCCAGGACAGCUCCGAGGAUAGCUCUGAUGAUAAUCUCACUCCAUCGAAAGGGCUGGUUAAGCGACCAUCAGUUGGUCAAGAAGUCGUGCGCACACCAGCCACUGUGCCAAAGAAAGAUCGGAUGUCAUUCUUACGGUCUCUCAGCAGCCAGGACGAAUAUCUGCUUUUGAUUUCGCGUCUUGGUGACUUGAAAAAGGAACAAAGCUCUGAGGCAAUGGAAUGGCCCGCUUGGGCGACAUGGAGUUGGGACAGAUCACACCUUCCGAAUAGUGUGCACUCAGACGAGCGUGAGUUGAACAAGUUCUUGGAGAUAGUCGUCUCUGCCAAGAUCUCUGGCUUGGUAUCAGCCAUGGGGGUUAGCCUAGGUCUUGGGAUGCUGCUAAGAGAAUGCAAGCGAGUUAUCGAAUAUGAGGAGGACGAAGCUACCCCGAACACCCCCUCUUACCUUGGCACCUCUAUUUUGACCAGAGGUGGGGUUACGCGGAUGCUCAAGGCGAAGGAAGGACAACGUGCAGCCAUUGCUGAGGCUGCUGCUGGUGAAGAACACGGAGCUGAUACUGCCAUUCAGACCAUCUCAACCAGGGAAGAGAAAGAGGAUGAGGGGACGGAAAUGGAGGCAGAUGAGUUGACAAGGAAGCUUGACAAGGAGUCGUGGGAGGUGGAGGAAGAGAAGAAGAAAAUGGCGAUGCUGCAGGAGGACAUGAGAAAGCUGGAGGAGAGAAAGCGAGAGCUGGAGGAGUACAACCAGAAGCUGUUGAAACUGGUGGAGAUCGAAAAGGACAGUGGUGGUAAGGAUGAUAUGGAAGAUAAGGAACAGCGUGGCGAGGAGGAGAAGGCUGAGGAGGAGGAGGAGGAGGAGGAGGAGGAGGAGGAGGUCGUCGUGCAGAAAGGGAAGAAAAGGGGAAAAUCUGGGGGAUCUGGAAGACCAUCCAAAAAGGCUACCACUGACAAUAUUCGUCGAUCCAGCAGAUCCAGGAAACCCUCCAAAAAGGCCAUGCGAAAGUGA
Suillus paluster is the source of this 2388-nucleotide messenger RNA. RefSeq lists its product as uncharacterized. The record is from RefSeq and is a predicted model, not a curated record. The transcript has 8 exons. The coding region runs from base 1 to 2388 and encodes 795 amino acids. NCBI's taxonomy places the organism in Eukaryota, Fungi, Basidiomycota, Agaricomycetes, Boletales, Suillaceae.